AUGGCUCAGGAUGCAUCUGCCAUGGGCGGGGAAAUCGGCGGUAUUGCCGUUAGCGCCGAGGACUGGGUCUAUGUCGAGGACUAUUGCAUGACGCUCGGCGAGGAAACCCAGGCCGAUUCCGUCGAUGAAGAUCCGUCUUCGACUGAGGAGUUGACCACGGAGUCGAUCGACCUUUCGACCAUCACCCGCGACGACUGCGUCGAGGCCGGCCUGGUUGAUGGACCGGUGACCGGUGGUUCCGAUGGCGGCGAAAUGGACGACGGCAUGGAAGCCGGAGAUGAGGAAGGCGACGCUCAGUAA
Messenger RNA from Symbiodinium necroappetens, 300 nucleotides. Lineage: Eukaryota; Dinophyceae; Suessiales; Symbiodiniaceae. The record is from the annotation of a GenBank genome assembly.